Alternaria viburni is the source of this 1428-nucleotide messenger RNA. RefSeq lists its product as uncharacterized. The record is from RefSeq and is a predicted model, not a curated record. The transcript has 3 exons. Bases 1 to 1428 code for a protein of 475 amino acids. Lineage: Eukaryota; Fungi; Ascomycota; Dothideomycetes; Pleosporales; Pleosporaceae.
AUGGCUGCACCCAGUACAACCGCCGCUACCAUGCUGACACCGGACCGACACAACCUCACCAUCGGUCAUUGUCGCGCGCAACGACAGGCACUCUAUUCCCACACCGAUCUUGGCACACCCAAGCUGCUAAAGAAGCACCCGAAACCCAUCAUCUUUACCCCACGGGCAAGUGAGGAUGAGUGGACGGAAAGUCAAGAAGAACUUGAGCGCUGGGGUAUGGGAGCUACCAAGACAACCAAACCGGAGUCUAGUAAAGCCACAAUACCAAGCCGUUCGCAAGGACGGGGUUUGGACCACACUCCCCUAGGAGUGUCUACUAUGGCCAAACGAAAGGUUCAACAUGACCCGUACAAGCAAAAGAGCAUAGACGGUUACAUCUCGCGCACCGCCCGGCCCAGUCGUAGCAAGACUACACCAAAGGGCAAGGAAGUCGCCCAACCACCUAAGCCCACUAAGACUCAGCGGAAACGUCAACGAGAAGACGACGACGACGACACAGAUGCGGCGCGCUCCACCGCACAGGACGCCAGGCUUACGAGAAGUGCUAAAAAGCGACUAGAUGCAGGGUCCAGUCGACACGCAGAUGAAGAUGAUGCUAGCCUGCACGAGUCCUACACAGCAGGAGCAACAGACGAUGACACAGGUAGUGUUUUUGAGUUAGAGAAUUACAGCGAUCCUGAGGGCGACGAAGAGGAUAUGUUCCUGAGUUCAGACGACAACGAGGACGAUGCCGACCAGCCUGACGAAGACAACGAGGAAGAGGCCAGCCAACCUGACGAAGACAACGAGGACGAGGACAGCCAGUUUGACGAUGCCGUUCAGACCGACGACGAUGCCAGCCAGUUUGACGAUGUCGACCAGACCGACGACGAUGCCGACAUCCACCACGCGGACGAUGAUGACAUGAGGGAGGCACAGUACUCCCUCAACAUUCCACUGCGCGAUAAGGACCUGUUCAACAUUGAUGUUACCUCCAAUGAGGUUACAUCUAUGGUGGAGAAAGUGUUACCUGCACUUUCAUCAAGAAAGAUGAAGAAUUUCUACAGGACUAUCGCCGGCCAUCUUGAGAAGUCUCCUCCAUUUAGGAUCCCGGCGCGCUCUCGACACCCCACAACCUGGUCGUUAGUUAACCCUGACUUCGAUUUACUAUGGAAGCACGCGGUCGACGGCGAGCGGGCUCUAGACCUCGGUGACGCAAGUCUAUUACCUAAAUGGCUUAACAUGUCAGAAGACGGUCUUGUAAAGCCAGUUGGAUCGUUCACCGACACGCUACCACUGAUAUCCAGCUACCCGACAGCAUCAGACGAAGGGAGUGUGCACAACCGCUACGGCACUGUUGAUGAUAUGAGUAACGUUUAUUUAAAAUUCUGUGGUCCCCGCCUCAUGCUACUGAAUGAGAGGAUCCUGGGGAAGAUAGCUAACCCCUAA